Messenger RNA from Mytilus trossulus (common blue mussel), 786 nucleotides. RefSeq lists its product as uncharacterized. The transcript has 5 exons. The record is from RefSeq and is a predicted model, not a curated record. Bases 1 to 786 code for a protein of 261 amino acids. Lineage: Eukaryota; Metazoa; Mollusca; Bivalvia; Mytilida; Mytilidae.
AUGUUUGUUAUGGCUGCCAUUUGUUCGAAGAUCGAACAUGGAGAAAUUAAAAGAAUUGAUGGAAUGUCUUCAGGAAAUUUCAGCAGUUUGCGGUUCAGAUAUAUCUAUAUCUUUCUUUUGUCAGUAGUUGGCACAAGCUCUCCAGUUGACGUUGAGUGGGCGCUAAAUCUUCCGACCUUUUUUGGAAAUGUAGCCUAUCUUCAGUGUAAUAUAUCAGAUACUGCAUCCAAUUGUGCAAACAAAGACCGUCGGUGGAUUGGUGGUCCUCAGUAUGAUGGGCUUUGUUAUGAAAAUGAAUGUCCCAUUUCAAAAAAGUACAAGGUGAUGAAUCAUCCAAGGUGUUCGUACAUAUUGAUGAUUUACAAUUUUUCUGAAAGCGACGUCAACUGUGAAUAUACUUGCUUCUAUGGUGCAUCAAAGAAUCGUCGAAACUUAACACUUGACGAAAAGAAUUUUAUAUAUGAGCCAGGUAUCGAAGAUAUCAAGGAAGAGACAAUAGAAAAGGAUAACACAUUUAAUCGGAAGAUUACUAUUAGAAAGAUUUAUCCAAAACCGUCUUGUGUGGCUUAUUUAAAUAUGGAAAAAAAACCACAUCAUUUGCAGGUUUCAAUAACAAAACCAGGAUUUUACUACACCGCAGAUCUGCAAAUAAAACUCCCAUUGUCGUCAUGCGGAAAACUUGACGUUAAUUGUUACCUCGGAGACCACAAAAUCAACAUCACCAACAAGAAUUUCGAUAGCUGUCAAUUUAAAGGUUUACUUACUCUUCUCAUAACUACAAAUUAG